AUUUCAGUCUAGGAUAAACGCUUGCGACAGCCACAACAAGUGCGCGCGUGUGUGAACAGCCAAAUUUAGAGUCCUUUACAAGCCAAUCAACUGAGCAGAGCGGCCGCACUGCAACCGUGUAGUGUAGUGUAGUGUGCCCGAAAGUGAAAGUGCAAACCAAGACACACCGGCAACAAUGUGUGUGUGCGUGUGUGUGUGAGCGUGUGCUGAAGUUUUUUGUAAGCAGCUUGCGUACACGGCAGUAAUUAAAGCGCGGCAUAGCUCCACGAAUCCUUUGGCCGCUUUUGAUCGAAGGAGCUGCGCGCGUUACUCAUGCGGCACUGCGAAAAUGUAACUCCACCCCGACCCCAUAUUUGGAUCAAGGCAAUCAAAUUAAAUUAGUUUAGUGGCAUUUUGUGUAGUGUUUAAAUUGGUGCCAAAGCAAAUCCGCGAAAUAAAUGUGAAGCAAGCAAACGCCACCGAUUUGUGCAAUUCAAUUCAAUUACCUACCCAAAUUGUGAAGAUAAUCACGGAUAGAUUAAAAACCAAAACCAUUUUGAAAUUUUAUUAGUUUUGGCAAACGAGCAGAGCAAUUACAUCUUUAUAAAAGUUCUGUAAAUUGUCAAAAAAAAAGAGAAGGAAAAAACCUAAACCUCAAAACCACCAACAAGAAUUUUUAGCAACAGCAACUGGCACCACAACAACAUCGGAAAUAUGUAUAACUUUUGGAUAAUCGUUUUAUGUCUAGGAUUACUAGCAACUAAGUCAAUAAAUGGACAAUCGGAUGUGGAUGUGCAAUUGGUGGUGCCGAGGUAUGUGGAGCGCGGCUCCAGCGCCACAUUGAUAUGCAAGCACAAUGUGAUACCGGAAAUACUGUUCAAGGUGACAUGGCUGAAGGUUGAGAAGGGCAAAUUCUUCGAGUUCAUAAACGGACGCAAUCCCCCAUUUCGUAAUUCCACCAUCGAGGGAGCCGAAAUUGAUUGGGAGAACUCGAACGAAACGCAGGUAACCUUGAAGAAUGUGCAGUUCGACUUGUCGGGCCAGUUCUACUGCGAGGUAUCAACGGACACGCCCAUCUUUACCAAAGCCAGCGCCGAUGAGCUAAUGAGCGUUUUCUUGCCUCAGACAGGUCCACCCACCAUCAAGUUCCGCAAGCGCACACCCUUCGCCAUAGGCGAGAAGCUGUUCGCCUUGUGCAACACAACCCGAGGACGACCAGCCCCGCACAUAACAUGGCUAAUCAAUGGCAAAAAGGUCGAGGAGAAGUACGUGCGCACCCACCAUGUCUUCUCGUUCAACGGCAAGCAUCAGCGCCGCACGCAGCAGCAGCAACAGACGCCGCUGACUCAGCAGCAGAUGCAGCAUUACUAUCAGCAGCAUUACUACAGCCAGUAUCAGCCGCAGUUCCACGUGCCCCACUACAUCGAUCGUUACGACAAGAGCCUGCGCUGGGGCGGUGCCCGUCCUGGCGAUGAGUUCUCGCAGUAUGCGCCGCACCAUGGACACGACGGACAUGUGCAUCAUGGCGGUGUUGGAAACAUCUACAACAAUCCUUUCAGCUCUCUGGCUAAUUAUCAUGAUAUCGGCGAGAUACACGAGAUACAUCAGCGCAACUAUGAUAUAAACAAGAAGCAUAUGGAGAUUAAGAAACAGCAGAUGGAGUUGAAAAAGCACAGGUUGCGUGUGUGGCGUGUUUAUUAAAGUUUUCUUAUCUAUGGUCUAAAAGGAUUUGGCUUGUGCAUGUGCCGCGAUGUUGGCACAUUGUUAAAACCGGCUGCCAGCCGGGCUGCCAUUGCUUAUCCUUCGUUCCCUAUGCCUUUUAUUGUGGAUAAUAUAAAUAAAUUUUGUGGCAUGGCUUCUGCUUGCCACCGCGCUGCCUGCUAGAAAUGUUUACGUGGCGCGAUUGGAAGUGAAACGUAAAUGAAUGCAAUAAAUUAUUUACGCUCACCUGCGAUAUUAAAAAUCAAGAAGGAAAACUUUUCCAAUAUACCAACUUUCUCAGCUCAACUUUCAAAGCCAUGGGCAUGCGUAUGUGCUUAAGUGUGUGCUUGAGUAGGCGUGCUUGUGUGUGUGUGUGUGUGUGUGUGUGUGGUGCUAGUUUAAUGACAGGCUACGCCACAAUUCGCCUGCCAGCUGCUUCUACCAUGUCUGCUGCUGCUGCUUCUGCUGCUCCUGAUGUUGCUCUUUCAAGUUGUGUGGUCGUGGCUCAAACCUGCAUACGCAUUACACAUACGCCACGUGGCAGGCAUUUGCAUUGGGCCAGCUGCAACAUGGCCCUGACAUAAAGCGCAGUAAACCAGGCCAAACCAGGUUGAAGACAAUAAAACAAACACAUCACUUGCAACUUAACGAGCACAUUUGGAGACUUUUAACAUUUUGCUUGACAUUUGGCAGCCAAUCACAUCAUAUUUGGAUUGACUGUUUAAUAGUGCAUUAUAUAACCAGAUCUGAAAUGCUUUUAGCGCAAUUGGCUGGCUCGCUUGUCUGCACACACAUGAAUUUCACAUUUCCCAAUCGUAUCUGAUGUGUGUCGCUGAGCAUUCGUGGCAAAUGCCACUUGGUUAAUUUAUCCUUAAGUGGAAACCAUGAUUAACUCUUGCGCCAUUUCCUUGUUGGCUAAUUGCAUUUUCCGUGGGCGAAAGCAAAAACGCUUUAAAAAUAAUUGCCACAGCUCAAAAUGCAGCGUGUGUGACUGUGUUUGUGUGUAAAACUAAUUUUGCUGAAAACUUAACGUUAAUAAGCAAUAAUUUAUAACCAAAGUGCACGAGCCCCGUCCCGGCAGAGCAUAAGCCAGCUGGCACAGUUGCAAGUGAGCUGCAAUGUACCUGAGCUGCAGCCUUUGAAGCCUUGAAGCUGCAAUGAGCACAGGGUGCGACUACUAAAUAUCUUACUACAUAGCAGAAUGGUUCAGGAGAACUUAAACAGCAGAUGCCUAAAGUAUAGCAAGUGAAAACGCUUUAUCUAUUCUUUGUUAAUGUGACAAUCAAAUCUUGUGAGAACAAUCAUAUCCUGUCAUUUGUUAUACAAUUAAUGUUUGCAUAUUUAUGAUUAUGUCUUUUUUGGUAGUCCAAUUAAAAAAUCAAAUAAAUAUUGCAAUUAGUUUUCCAGUUCACUUUCAAUUGAAUGAUAAAUAAAUCAAAAUUUUAAUUUAUCGUAGGUUUUUUAAGCUUUUUUAAAUUUCUAAGUCUAAGUUAAGAUAAACUUCAGCUUUACGCGAAGCACCCUGUAUUUGUUUUAUUCAUGGCUUCUGUUACAGGCUGCACAGUAUUUACGUAUGUGAGUACGACUGUGGGCGUAAUUGCAGACGCGCCCACUAUUAAAAGUUGGCGCAUAUUUAUGCAAUCUGGAGUAUUGCGGAGUAAAAAAACAACUAUAAAAUGCGCAAGCAACAGUAGCAACAAA
Drosophila virilis is the source of this 3381-nucleotide messenger RNA. RefSeq names its product beaten path VII (gene beat-VII). The record is from RefSeq and is a predicted model, not a curated record. Lineage: Eukaryota; Metazoa; Arthropoda; Insecta; Diptera; Drosophilidae.